Polyodon spathula (Mississippi paddlefish) is the source of this 903-nucleotide messenger RNA. RefSeq names its product 40S ribosomal protein S27-like. Gene Ontology annotation, cellular component: cytosolic small ribosomal subunit; ribosome. Gene Ontology annotation, biological process: ribosomal small subunit assembly; translation. The transcript is spliced from 5 exons. Gene Ontology annotation, molecular function: structural constituent of ribosome; RNA binding. Bases 95 to 349 code for a protein of 84 amino acids. Lineage: Eukaryota; Metazoa; Chordata; Actinopteri; Acipenseriformes; Polyodontidae. The record is from RefSeq and is a predicted model, not a curated record.
GUGGCCUGUUAAUAUAUGCAGCUUUUUCUCUUCAGCGUCUUUAGUCCUGACUAAUCAACCUCUCUUUUUAAAGUCGAACAGGAACGUAAGAAACAUGCCUCUGGCAAAAGACUUGCUGCAUCCUUCUCUUGAUGAGGAAAAGAGGCUGCAUAAAAAGAAGCGGUUGGUCCAGAGCCCUAACUCAUACUUCAUGGAUGUUAAAUGUCCAGGCUGCUACAAGAUCACCACAGUGUUUAGCCAUGCCCAGACGGUAGUACUGUGCGUAGGUUGUUCCACAGUGCUCUGCCAGCCUACAGGAGGAAAGGCCAGGCUGACAGAGGGUUGCUCAUUCAGGAGAAAACUACACUAAAGAUGGUGAAGAUCAAACUGUCACAUUCUACAUAUAAAUCAUGACCAGAACCUUUUAAGAGGGGCCUGGAAAUCAGCAGCCUACAAUCAUGCUAUACAAAUGACAGUGUAGCACAGUGAUUCCCAACCAGCUGUCUGUGAGUAAACUCCAGGUGGUCUGCAAACAACUGCCAGAAUUCAGUUACGCAGUUCUUGCACAAACCCAUUUCUACACAAUCGCACGUUGUGCUACUAUUACUAAGCAACACAACAAACAGCUGUAACCAUGUGAUUAUAUCAUUAUAAGAUAUGUAUAUAUCUGUAUCUGUUUUCUUUUAUUGCGGGUGUGUUUAUAAAUUAAAGCUACCAUUAAUUGAAUCAGCUUUCUAAUGUGAAGCAAAUACUAACUAAAUAACUUACACAUUAUGAAUGCACGUUUGUCUUUAGCUGGCGUUAUUAAAAAUAAAUAAAUAAAAAAUAAUCUGGUUGUCCCAACCUUUUCACUCCGAAAAUUAGUGCACUGCAUUGAAUAUUCCUAACUUGAUUGGAAUGACUAAAUAAAACAAAACAUUAAAA